UGAGUGGAGAAGCAGAGGAGUGAGGACUGGAGGCGAGCGGAGGUAAGGGGAGGGGUACUGUAGUCGCUCCAUGACAUGAAUGAACCAUGUUCGGUAACGGAGGCUUAGCUCUCCCGGUUUGCUCCUUUCUCCUACUACACCUCCCGGUUCUCCCGCUCACCAGCAACUGGCCCGUUAAGGACAGAAGUGAAGGGAGGGUGGAGCAACGUAACAUCCAUCUGCAGUCACACAGCUCUGGAAGUCAGCAUGUCAAACAGACGGGCAACAAGGAGGAGGUGUUUCAGUGGUGGGGAGAGUGGUCCAGUUGGUCCUCCUGUUCCAGGAGCUGUGGAGGAGGAGUGAGGAGUCAGGAUAGACACUGUCUCAUACAGAGGCUGUCCACCACCCAGAACAUAAACAGUUCAUACUGUGUCGGCUCUCCUAAACACUACCAACUCUGUCCACACCAGCCCUGUCCCAGCCCCAGUGUAAGCUUCAAACAGCACCAGUGUUCCCAAUUCAAUUCCAAAGCCUUUGGAAGAAGAUACUACCAGUGGAUCCCUCUCUACCCGGCUGACUACAUCAGCAUCUCCAAUAAGCCAUGUGACCUGCAGUGUACCACCAUGAGUGGUGAGCGACAGCUGCUAGUUCCUGCACAUGAUGGUACAUUCUGCCGCGAUACCAAAUACCACGGAGUCUGUAUAGAGGGGAAAUGUCAGGCUGUGGGUUGUGAUGGGGAGCUGUACAGCAGUAGGACAGUAGACAGGUGUGGAAUGUGUGGAGGCAACGGGACGUCCUGCCAGCGCAUCUCUGGAUCAUACAGGAAGGCACUCACACAGUUAGGCUAUGUGUUCAUCACCAACAUCCCAGCUGGAGCUUCAGACAUUCAGAUCAUAGAGAGACACAAGACCGAGAACAUCCUUGCUCUGUCAGAUGAAGCUGGUCAUUUCUUCUUCAACGGAAACACAGUGUUUGACAACCCACAAAACUUCCACGUGGCAGGAACAGUGUUUAAAUACCGACGUCCAGGCAAUGUGUUCUCUGAUGGGCUGGAGUACAUCAUCUCCCAGGGACCCACACUACAGGGCCUCAAUGUUAUGUACUACAACCUGAAUGGGAAGCUCCCCCACAUCACCUUUGAAUAUACCACCCCCCGCACACCUCAUGACAUCAGCGCUGCGGAAAUCAUCACUACUGGACAUGUGAACCUAACUUAUAAUGGGGUGAACAGGGACAUGAUAGCGACCAAUCACAGCAGAGGGAGCAUAACAUCUGUCAAUCACCAAUCAGAUGUACAGCUGCAGGAAGAGGAGGAAGUGUGGGAGAUCAGGACCCCCAGCCCCCCUCCUCCUGCUGCCAUCCUGCUGUACAGAGCUGCUGAUGUCACCAGUCAUGUGUUCAGGCAUAAUGAUGUGGAGGAGCCAGGACCCCCAGGACCCUCUGGAUACCAAAGUUCCUCCAACUCAAUUGACGAGCCCGCCGCUGCAGAUGACAACACUCUGGUGCUGCCUUUCCCUGCACUGCCAGAAGACACCCCCUAUCUGCUGCUGGAGGACUUGCACUACAACCAGACACACUUACACACACACUCCCUCACUCAGUCAAACACACACUCUGUUGAACACACACUCCCUGAUCCACUCUCACUAGCACAAACAGAAACACAUUCAGACAUGCUCACAGACACACACUCUGCUACACACACCGAAAGAGAGAGUGGCACACACACUGGGGUCCUGGUACAGCUGCAGCAGGGGCCCUCCGUCCAGGCUGCAAACACUGAGAGUAAUGACUUUGAUGUGGGUCUGGAGCCCGACAUCAGUCUGGCGGACAUGUACCGCUGGAAGGUUUCUGCGUACGCUCCCUGCAGCUCCACCUGCACAACAGGUAUCACCACCAGUUAUGCCCUGUGUGUGCGGUAUGACGGCAGCGAGGUGGACGACACUUACUGUGACUCUCUGACCAGACCUGAGCCAACACAUGAGUUCUGCACUGGGAAGGAGUGUCCUCCAAGGUGGGAGACCAGUGGGUGGAGUGAGUGCUCCCGGACGUGUGGGGAGGGCGUUCAGUAUCGUACGGUGCGCUGCUGGAAGAUGCUGUCGCCUGGACUCGACUCGUCAGUCUACGACUCCCUGUGUUUGACACAUGACCUUCACAAACCGGCCAAUAGAAAGGUCUGCCACGGCCAGAGCUGCGGCCCCCAGUGGGAGGUGUCCGAGUGGUCAGAGUGCUCGGCGCGCUGUGGCUCUCGGGCCGUUCGCACUCGGGAGGUGCGCUGCUCCAUGGAGAUGAGACUGUGUAACAAGUCCUCUCAGCCAAUAGAAAGUGAGGAAUGUGAAGCUCCGCCCUGCGACAGAAGAUGGACUUUCUCUGACUGGGGGCCUUGCUCCGGUGUGUGUGGCGAGGGGAGGAUGGUGCGUGCGGUGACGUGUCGAUCAUCGGAGGGGGUGGUGAUGACAGAGGAGCAGUGUGACCAAUCACUGCGCCCGCUGGCCAUCUAUCCCUGUGGAGACAGAGACUGCGCCCCCCACUGGGUGGAACAAGAAUGGCAACAGUGUAAUGCUACAUGUGGGCGCGGGGUGCGGCAGCGGCAGGUGGUGUGUGCCGGGCUGGAGGCCGGUGUGUUCAAAGAGUCUCCAGACAGCAGCUGUGAGCAGGGCAGCAGACCAGAGAGCAGCUCCUCCUGCUUCCAGAGACCCUGCUCCAAGUGGUUCACCACGUCCUGGUCCCAG
Gymnodraco acuticeps is the source of this 2711-nucleotide messenger RNA. RefSeq names its product ADAMTS-like protein 2. Gene Ontology annotation, biological process: extracellular matrix organization. The record is from RefSeq and is a predicted model, not a curated record. Gene Ontology annotation, cellular component: extracellular matrix. Gene Ontology annotation, molecular function: metalloendopeptidase activity. Lineage: Eukaryota; Metazoa; Chordata; Actinopteri; Perciformes; Bathydraconidae.